CGUCAAUGUGCACGUCGCUAGUGCAAGUGUACUCACCUGGUUGUUUGUCUGUUGUUUUCUAAGCUUUUAAAUCAGGCACUAUGAGUCCCAAUAGGAAAUUCUUUGUUGGAGGAAACUGGAAGAUGAAUGGAGAUAAGAAGAGCCUGGGGGAUCUCAUCAACACCCUAAACAGCGGCAAGAUCAACGCCAACACAGAUGUGGUUUGUGGUGCUCCAACCAUUUAUCUCGACUUUACCCGCCAGAAGUUGGACGCAAAGUUUGGUGUGGCAGCACAGAAUUGCUACAAAGUGGCCAAAGGUGCAUUCACCGGUGAGAUCAGCCCAGCUAUGAUCAAGGACUGUGGUGUUGGAUGGGUCAUCCUUGGACACUCUGAGCGGCGCCAUGUCUUUGGGGAGUCUGAUGAGCUGAUUGGCCAGAAGGUCGCACAUGCAUUAGCAGAAGGGCUUGGGGUCAUUGCCUGCAUUGGGGAGAAGCUGGAUGAAAGGGAGGCAGGAAUCACUGAAAAAGUUGUCUUUGAACAGACCAAAGUUAUUGCAGACAAUGUGAAGGACUGGAGCAAGGUGGUUAUAGCAUAUGAACCUGUCUGGGCUAUAGGAACUGGCAAGACUGCCACACCUCAGCAGGCCCAAGAAGUCCAUGAAAAAUUGCGCAAGUGGUUUAAGACCAACAUAUCCGAGGAUGUGGCAAAGUCAAUUCGCAUUAUCUAUGGGGGUUCUGUCACAGGAGGCACUUGCAAAGAGCUUGCGUCACAGGCUGAUGUAGAUGGUUUCCUGGUUGGAGGAGCUUCAUUGAAGCCUGAGUUCAUAGAUAUCAUCAAUGCCCGGGAGUGAAAGCUGGACAUGUCCUCAUUGCAGGGGAUAUGCUUCACCACGUGACUCGCAUAUAAGAAACUGGUCGCAAAGCAGGCAGGAGGCCUAAACUCUGUGUCAUCCCACCUAAAAGCUCUGUGUGAGGCAACAACAGAUGAUUUUCAUCAGGGAAAUGAGGCCACAUAAGUAAUUGAGUCCGCUGCACUAACCUUCAGAGUAGAAUUUCCCCAUUUUGCUGUGCUUCUUUUUGAAUCCUCCAUAUGUAUAAAUGUUACAAAUAAAAACGGUUAAAUCUGAUUUCA
This is a messenger RNA of Polypterus senegalus (gray bichir), 1111 nucleotides long. RefSeq names its product triosephosphate isomerase 1b (gene tpi1b). Gene Ontology annotation, biological process: glycerol catabolic process; glyceraldehyde-3-phosphate biosynthetic process; gluconeogenesis. Lineage: Eukaryota; Metazoa; Chordata; Cladistia; Polypteriformes; Polypteridae. The record is from RefSeq and is a predicted model, not a curated record. Gene Ontology annotation, molecular function: triose-phosphate isomerase activity. The transcript has 7 exons. Gene Ontology annotation, cellular component: cytosol. Bases 81 to 830 code for a protein of 249 amino acids.